This is a messenger RNA of Notodromas monacha, 1116 nucleotides long. The record is from the annotation of a GenBank genome assembly. NCBI's taxonomy places the organism in Eukaryota, Metazoa, Arthropoda, Ostracoda, Podocopida, Cyprididae.
AAACCGCAUUUCAUUUAAGCACAGUUCGUACAUUAAAUACAACGCGAAAUAAUUAAAUGCCCGCGGAAUGAAUCAAUUCACGCGAUUGUUAAUCAUAUACAGUGCUGUAAUAAGUAGCCCUUACAAGGGUUAACUUCGAAACUUUAUCCUUCAAAAGUUUUUCGAGAAGAAUUCUCUCUGCGGAAUAUGGCGAACAGAAAGAAAUUUCAAGCCGUCAAGGAUGCCGUCAUGAUGGCUAAAAUCGGCAAGUCCAAACCUACUAAAAAGCCGCCUGGAUUUUUCAGGCGUGUUGUGGAAAGCAUUUGCGAUGAAAUCGCGGUUGCUCACACAUACGUGGACUCGACUCUCAUCGCCUUCUUCAUCAACUACGUCACAGCAGCGCUGCUCAGCGGACAAAUCUUCAACUACAUCCACGGCGUCCAUCCCUUCGUUUACACAGAGGGCAAGUACGCGUGGAUCUUUCCAGGGACCAGGUCGCAGUUUUUGGCAGAGUCGUACGUAAUCGCGGCGAUCUUGUGGUUCAUGGGUCGCAAAUUCAUUGACCUAGGCGAGGUCAUCGGAUCGAAACAGCGAAGAGAAAUCUGUGAAGCCAAUGCCUGGCAAGCCAUCGUCACCAUCGGAGUCCUGAUGUUUGUCUGGCAAUGUGUGGCUGCAGCGAAAGCACCGUCGUAUCCGUUUGGAGUCGGCGAUAUUUUUGAGCGUGUUGUGGAAAGCAUUUGCGAUGAAAUCGCGGUUGCUCACACAUACGUGGACUCGACUCUCAUCGCCUUCUUCAUAAACUACGUCACAGCAGCGCUGCUCAGCGGACAAAUCUUCAACUACAUCCACGGCGUCCAUCCCUUCGUUUACACAGAGGGCAAAUAUGCGUGGAUCUUUCCAGGGACCAGGUCACAGUUUUUGGCAGAGUCGUACGUAAUCGCGGCGAUCUUGUGGUUCAUGGGUCGCAAAUUCAUUGACCUAGGCGAGGUCAUUGGAUCGAAACAGCGAAGAGAAAUCUGUGAAGCCAAUGCCUGGCAAGCCAUCGUCACCAUCGGAGUCCUGAUGUUUGUCUGGCAAUGUGUGGCUGCAGCCAAAGCGCCGUCGUAUCCGUUUGGAGUCGGCGAUAUUUUUGAGUGA